Syzygium oleosum is the source of this 1951-nucleotide messenger RNA. Its product is annotated as transcription repressor KAN1-like. Gene Ontology annotation, molecular function: transcription cis-regulatory region binding. The transcript is spliced from 6 exons. Gene Ontology annotation, cellular component: nucleus. Gene Ontology annotation, biological process: regulation of DNA-templated transcription; abaxial cell fate specification. Lineage: Eukaryota; Viridiplantae; Streptophyta; Magnoliopsida; Myrtales; Myrtaceae. Bases 449 to 1762 code for a protein of 437 amino acids. The record is from RefSeq and is a predicted model, not a curated record.
CCCAUCUCUCUCUCUCUCUCUGUCUCUCUCUCUCUCUCUCAAGAAAAGUCUUUCUUUUUCAUUUAGCUCUCUUUUGGACCUCACUCUUGCUCUCUCUCUCUCUCUCUCUUUCACAGCUAUAACCUUUUCAAGCUCAUCAUACACCAUCUCUUUCCAGUAAUCUGCAACUCUCUCUCAACCCACCACCCACAAAAAGGAAAAAUAAACAUCACUGUUCUUAUAUUCCCAAGAAGUAGAGAAACCCGAAAAAAAGAAAGAAAAGAAACCCAGGUUUUCAAAAUUAAAGGCACUAAACAACAUCCUCUCCUUUUUCUACCCCUAGUUUUCAGCUGUGUGGGAGAGCACAAAGUGACCCAUAUCUGUUUUUCUUCAGAAGACCAGAAGAAAGCUAAGAAAAAUUCCUAGCUCAUACUUUUGAUCUCUGGGUGAGCUCUAAGUUGGUGUCCAGAUGGAAGAAAAGAACUACUUCCCUGAUCUUUCCCUCCACAUAAGCCCUCCGAACAGCGCCCCUUCCUCGAUCUGCGGCGGUGGGAACAACGAGGGGGACUCGAACUCGAGCUUCAACAUUUGGCGGAGAGGCAGCGAGGAUGACGACGACUAUCAUUAUGCCCUAAAGUCCCACAGUGACAGUUCCGUUCUCAAGGCUGAUGUUGCUGCGGACAUCCGACUCUCCCUAUCGAAUUUCCCGGCCACUGCUGAGGCCACGAACAACCCCUUAGAGGCUGAGAGCCCGUGGCGGAGGAGCAUCGGCCAUGCACACAAUGGAGAUCAUCAAGUAGAGGAUUAUUUCAAGAGGAGGCAUGUAAUUGGCCAUGGAAGUCUCAGCCACAUAAGCAGCGGGAUGUCGCUGCUCGGUGUCUCGGACAAGCUUCGACCGAUCAAGGGCAUUCCAGUGUACAACACUGGCGCUUGUAACAAUUCUUUCCCGUUUCCUCCGCAGGCAGAUCGCGAUUUCCCCAGAGAUGUGAUGACAACGAGGGACAAUAAUCCGAAGUUAUGUUACAAUUUCCCUAGGCCGAGCAACGACAUGAUGAACAUGAACAACAGUUCUAGUAGUCCGAGCAAUUAUUUUGAGCCCAUGUACGUGUUGAAUUCCGGCGGUGGAGGUGGUUCGAGAUUCAACGGUAUAACGAUGGAUAAUCUGAAUCACAAUUUCAAGUCAAGGCAGAUGAUGAUGAUGCAGUACCUACAUCACCACCACCAGUAUGGAUCGCCAGGCGAAUCGAACGGGUUGGUCUCGAGAUACAGGUUCGUGCCCAAGUUGCAGAGCAACAAGAGGAACAUGAGGGCUCCGAGGAUGCGUUGGACUAGCUCUCUCCAUGCCCGCUUUGUUCAUUCCGUUGAGCUUCUUGGUGGCCAUGAAAGGGCUACACCAAAAUCAGUGUUGGAGCUGAUGGAUGUGAAGGACCUAACACUGGCUCAUGUGAAGAGCCACUUACAGAUGUAUAGGACUGUUAAGAAUACUGACAAAGCAGCUGCUUCCUCAGAUGGAUCUGGUGAUGAAGACUUUUUGCCCCCGUUAAAAACAUUCCAUCAAAAUGGAAACCAGAGAGCUGAUGGUUCUAAUUUAAGAGCUUCAACUAGACAUAACAUGUGGACUAACUGUUCAAGUAAAGGAGAGUGGCCACACAGCACCAAUUCUAGAGAUGUGGAUGGGACAAAAAGUCCAGAAACCAUUUCAUCUCAACAUAACUCUGAGAGGUUUUGCGACAGUCACUUCCACACUAGGCACGAGGAUGCAACUCAUCGCCGGAUUAUAUGAUACAAAUUUCAAAUCGUGUUUGAGCCGGAAAAAGGCCGGAUUAUUUUCCGUUCCGCAAAGCAUGCGAGUCUGCCUUGAACGUCUAAAUGAGUCAACUUGUGUAUUAUGUGUACCUUUUGGUUGUAACUCGGUUUGUAAACAAAUUCGACAUAAGUUAAGUAUACAAAAUUGUGAGCUUAUGUUAUUCUA